AUGCCCCCGCCUGUGGGCACCAGGUCGACCGGGCUGACUAGAGGGUUAUCGUCAGACACGAUUGCGAGCUUCGUCAUCGGAGCGACUUCCACGAUCUGGACACUGGCGGUGGUCAGGCACGCCCUGGACCACCAGUACUGCGCCUCUCUACCGAUCCUCGCAGAACUGGCCAAAGCUCCGCUCCUCACGCAAGUCCUCUUCGGAUUCUGGACCGUCAGAUGGCUCGACGGCCUGCGGGCGGAGAAGUCGCGAGGACGGGGCAAACCGCACUUCUGGUCGCUGGUCAACUUACGAGGUCCUUUUGCCUGGUCCUCGGGCGUCCAGCGGGGAUUUUACCGGUCCCUCAUCUCGUGUGUCUCCAUCGCGGUCGCGGUGCCGGCGUUGGCAUGUAUCAUUGCCAGCGAGGAGCCGGUGGACGGAAUCCUCGCGCUGGGAGGGCUGCUUAUGUUCCUGCUGGACGGGACGGCGAACAUCCCUUACGUGAGCGCGCAGCACCGGUACGCGGACGACGGACUGCGCGUGGCUCUACCAACGACGAACCAUGAGGGAACGGUGUAUGUGCUCCAGAGCAAAGAUAUGGGCAUCGAUGCCGUCUGGUCUCCCAAGGUCGAGAAUGAGUAUCUCGCCGCGGAUAACGAAGUCAUGGUGCUCUUCCAGCACAUGCGGUCCGGGCGGUGGGCGAUGAGUGAGCCGCUCGUGCGCCUGCGCAAGACGUUGGCCAUGUAUCAGGAGUGGAUGGUUCUCUCGACGGCGCAACUUGAACGCCUCGCCGCCUGGAUCUAA
Cladophialophora yegresii CBS 114405 is the source of this 783-nucleotide messenger RNA. RefSeq lists its product as uncharacterized. The record is from RefSeq and is a predicted model, not a curated record. The transcript is spliced from 3 exons. Lineage: Eukaryota; Fungi; Ascomycota; Eurotiomycetes; Chaetothyriales; Herpotrichiellaceae. Bases 1 to 783 code for a protein of 260 amino acids.